Sciurus carolinensis (gray squirrel) is the source of this 2358-nucleotide messenger RNA. RefSeq names its product HtrA serine peptidase 2 (gene Htra2). The record is from RefSeq and is a predicted model, not a curated record. Gene Ontology annotation, molecular function: serine-type endopeptidase activity; protein binding. Gene Ontology annotation, cellular component: mitochondrion. Lineage: Eukaryota; Metazoa; Chordata; Mammalia; Rodentia; Sciuridae. Gene Ontology annotation, biological process: positive regulation of apoptotic process; proteolysis; programmed cell death.
CGCUGUCCGCCUGCUAGCGUCCGGGGCACCGCCUCUGAGUAGGGCGGGCGAGGAGGCAACCGAGGCGGAGCUGAUGGCUGCGCUGAGGGCGGGGCGGGGUGCAGGCUGGAGCCUCCGGGGAUGGCGGGCCUUGGGGGGUAUUCUCUGGGGUAAGGGACCUUUGUUGACCCCUGACCUACGGGCCCUGCUGAUCGGCACUCCUGACCCCCAGGCCCGGGUGACUUAUGGGACCCCCAGUCUCCGGGCCCGAUUGUGUGGGGUCCCUGAGUCCCGGGCAUGUCUGACGACUGCCCCGGAUCCUCGGGCACGAGUGACUGCUGAGACCCCAGAUUCGACCCAAGAGUCCUCGGGGACCCCUGGAACCCGCCCGCGCAUGUGGCUGGCGGUAGCGCUGGGCGCUGGGGGAGCUGUGCUGCUGCUGUUGUGGGGCGGCGGUCGGGGUCCCCCAGCGGUCCUUGCUGCGGUCCCUGCUCCGCCUACCUCACCCCGGAGCCAGUACAACUUCAUCGCAGACGUGGUGGAGAAGACGGCACCUGCCGUGGUCUAUAUCGAGAUCCUGGACCGGCACCCUUUCUCUGGCCGGGAAGUCCCAAUCUCAAAUGGCUCAGGAUUUGUGGUGGCUGCUGACGGGCUCAUCGUUAACGCCCAUGUGGUGGCCGAUCGGCGCCGAGUCCGUGUGAGGCUGCCUAGUGGUGACACAUAUGAGGCCAUGGUCACAGCUGUGGAUCCUGUGGCAGACAUUGCCACGCUGAGGAUUCAGACCAAGGAGCCUCUCCCCACACUGCCCCUGGACGCUCAGCUGAUGUCCGGCAAGGGAGUUUGUUGUUGCCAUGGAAGUCCCUUUGCACUGCAGAACACGAUCACAUCUGGAAUAGUCAGCUCUGCUCAGCGUCCAGCCAGAGACCUGGCUCCCCAAACCAAUGUGGAAUACAUUCAAACUGAUGCAGCUAUUGAUUUUGGAAACUCCGGAGGUCCCCUGGUUAAUCUGGUGAGAUGGGAGGUGAUUGGAGUGAACACCAUGAAGGUCACAGCUGGAAUCUCCUUUGCUAUCCCUUCUGAUCGCCUUAGAGAGUUUUUACAUCGUGGGGAAAAGAAAAACUCCUGGUUUGGAAUCAGUGGGGGCCAGCGCCGCUACAUUGGGGUGAUGAUGCUGACUCUUACUCCAAGCAUCCUUGCUGAACUACAGCUUCGAGAACCAAGCUUUCCUGAUGUUCAGCAUGGUGUGCUCAUCCAUAAAGUCAUCUUGGGUUCCCCUGCACACAGGGCUGGUCUACGGCCUGGUGAUGUGAUCUUGGCCAUUGGGGAGCAGCUGGUACAAAAUGCUGAAGAUGUUUAUGAAGCUGUUCGAACCCAAUCCCAGCUGGCAGUGAGGAUCCGGCGGGGACCAGAAACACUGACCUUAUAUGUGACCCCUGAGGUCACAGAAUGACUGGAUUAGUAAGAGUGUGAGGCUCUUGCUCUGAUUCCUCUUGGCCUUCCUAUCCUGGGUUCUGAGGGCACCUGGACAGAGGAUUCAAUGAACCAGUGGGGGGCAGGUCCCUCCAAUCACCAGCACCAAUUCCUGGGCUCUGAAGAAUCACAAGAACACUUUUUAUAUAAAAUAAAAUUAUACCCAGCAACAUGUUAUAGUCAAAAAUGGGAGGGGGGCUGGAUCCUUCUGCCCACCUGAAGGCUAGAGGUAAAGCUGUAGCCCCCCCCUUGAAAUUAGGGGAACUACAGGAGCUGACCAUCCUGACCUCCUUAUUCAAGAAAAUUGGGGCUGCUGCCAUCUCUUGUUCUGGGCAGUUAGGUGCUGUUCUUUGUGGUGUGUUCUGCUUGGUGCUGAGUCCAGGAGCAGAGAUUCCCCAUACUUUGCCACAGAUACUGACAGCUGGCCUAGGAAGGGGGCAAUAAUUUCUGCUUGAAAGUUCCACAUCCAUGGUGCACAGGUGGAUGGGUGCAGCAGGCUGUUGACAUUGGGGGUUCUGUGGUAAGCUCCUGAGGUAAUGGCAGCCUCAGACCCCUGCUGGGGGCCAGUGGUGGUUUGCAGAAGAGGGUGGUGGCCCGUCCUUUAGAUGAUCUGGUUGCUAGUCUGGCCAGGGUAGCGCUCGAACCUCCUGUUGGCCUCUUCACUGAAGGCAUCACCUGCAGAGUAGACAGGCAGUGUGGGGGAAUGCCCUACAUAGGGGCAGGAAGACAUCCAUUCUGGGGAAGAGUUAGAAUAAGUGGAGAGACAGGUCCAGAAGUAUGUAGGGGCUGGGCAUGGUGGCUUGGGAGGCUGAGGCAGGAGGAUUGCAAGUUCGAUGCCAGCCUCAGCAAUUUAGCAAGGCUCUAAUUUAGCAAGGUCCUCAGCAAUUUAGUAAGACCUUGUCUCAGAAU